Messenger RNA from Serendipita indica DSM 11827, 165 nucleotides. The record is from the annotation of a GenBank genome assembly. NCBI's taxonomy places the organism in Eukaryota, Fungi, Basidiomycota, Agaricomycetes, Sebacinales, Serendipitaceae.
AUGCGUUUCCAAAUCAUUGCCGUUGUUCUUGCUGCUGCUACCUCGUCGGUGCUCGGCGCUCCUGUCUCGACUACUGAGCCUGUCCCCGUUGCUGCAACUGGCUCGACCCCUGUUGGUGGUGCCGCUGCCAAUGCCUUUUGUGCUUGGUGCAAAUGGGAUUGGUAA